Messenger RNA from Mycena citricolor, 529 nucleotides. Lineage: Eukaryota; Fungi; Basidiomycota; Agaricomycetes; Agaricales; Mycenaceae. The record is from the annotation of a GenBank genome assembly.
UCGAGCGCGAGAGGGCCAGCGGGAACAAGCUCUGGGGUGUCUACAUCUCCGAGGCGCAGAGCUACGAUCAAGGUCUGGUCGAUGGCUGGCGCAGUGAGAUGGACGGCCUGCUGAUUUUCGCCGGUCUCUUCUCUGGCGUCGUCACGUCAUUCAUCAUCGAAAGCUAUAAAACGCUGAACCCCGACUCGGGCAGCCAGACCCUCGCGCUGCUCGCCCAAAUCUCGCACCAGCUCGCGAGCCUGAAUAACGGCACGGCAAUGACAGACGCACUCCCUCCCGCCGCUGCCUUCUCGCCCCCGAUCUCGUCCCUGGUGUGCAACGCACUCUGGUUCACCAGCCUGGCGCUCAGCUUGUCGUGCGCACUCGUCGCGACACUGGUCGAUCAGUGGGCGCGGGAGUACCAGCACCGGACGUCCAUGUUCUCCUCCCCCUCCAUCCGGUCGCGCGUGUACAUGUAUCUGUACUAUGGUUUGCGACGCUUCAAUAUGCAUGCCGUUGUCGGCGUUCCCCCGCUUCUCCUGCACGGGGC